UAAAGGCUUCCGGAAGGGGCGGUGAGUGAGUGGGGAGGACUGUGUGUGUAGGACAUGUCUGGAGGCGGCCGUCCAGGCGCGUCCAAGAGGAAAAGGAGUUGGCAUACAGAGCACUCAUCCUUUUUAGAAGAGAGGUCACAACAACUGAGAAGAGCAAAUUUCAAGACAGCAGAAGCAGCCGUCUCUCUCUCUAAAGCAUGGCUUAAGCGUGGAGAAGGAUUUCAGGACACAUCUGAGACCCUGUCAUCAGUAAGUGAAAACACAGCUAAUACUGAGAAACACCUUGAAUUAUCUCCAAGACCAAAGAAAGAAACAAGGAAGAGUGCUAAUGAUCUUGCAGCUAUAACAUGGAGUUCAAGUGAGAGUGACCUCUCAGAUGAAGAUAAGACACUCCCUGGAUUUCAGAGAGACAGUGGACAUGGCUAUAGAGAAAACAGGGUUUGUGACAGGACUGUUUUAUGUCCAGAAGAUGGAGCCACUGAGGAUGAAUUACAAUAUAUUGACUGGGAGAUUAACAGUGACCUAGAAGACCCUGGUGAGCCUAGUGAGUUUGAAGAUGGUGAGGGGGCUGUGGACAUCUCAGAUUGUGCUUCGUGUGCAAGUGGUGAUUCUGUGGCAAAUGAUGACAGGCUGCGUGAGCCCCCUGAGCGAAUUUCUACAGAAAUUUUGGAGUAUUCAUCAGAGAGUGAGAAAGACGAUGACCCGGAGCAUGCCCUGUCCAUUGAUUCAGAAUCCCCUCAGAAAUGCCAAGUGCACUGUAAAUCAGAUGCUAGACAGUUUUUGGAUAGACAGCCACACCCAAGGCCAAAUUCAGCUCAGCCCAUAUUGAGCACACCUCAGAAAUAUACAGUCAAGUUUCCAAAGACUCCAGAAUAUUCAGCAACAAAGAAGAAGCUUUUAAGAGGCGGGCUAGCAGAAAGACUGCAAGAACUGCAGAAUCGAGAGAGAUCUGCCAUAUCUUUGUGGCAACAUCGAUGUGUAUCUUUCCAAAUGACACCUGUAGGCAGAAAAUCUGGUGUAUUAACUGUGAAAAUUCUAGAGCUACAUGAGGAAUGUACCAUGCAAGUUGCAAUAUGUGAGCAGUUGGCAGGGCCACCAACUAGGGAACUAGCUUCUAGCCGGGAAGCCUGCCUGAAGGUUCUCUUUUCCAGAGAGACUGCAGACCACCUGAGAGGGCGUCCCCAGGAUGUCAUUUACAUCUUUCCUCCUUGGCAAAAACUUUUUAUCCCAAAUGGAAGUUGCUCUUUUAUUCUGAAUACUUAUUUUUGUCAGAAGGCUAGUCCAAUAGAAACAGUGCAUGAAGAAGUAUAUAGUCAGGACACAUCUCUUCCAAGAAGAAAUAUAACUUUAGCCCAGAUGUUUAGAAUUAAGGACAUAACAAACAGUUCAUCCAGCAGUCAGAUGGUAUGUGGUGGCUCAGCCACUGCAGGCACUGGCUGGACCCAUGGGCAUGACAACGCAGAGCAUCAUCUUGCAGCGGGUGCUCCCCUAAGGGAUUCUCUUCUGGACAUUGUGGAAAGCCAACGAGCUGGCCCAUGGUCUGACAUCGGUGUCCGAGUAGUAGUGCAGAGGGUUUACUCACUUCUCAGGAGAGAUGGUGCCCGGAGCCAGCAAGGGCCCUUGGUGGGGCACGCAGAUUCAUCUGGAGCAUGGUCCUGCCUGCUAGUGCAGGAUGCCUGCGGGGUGUUCGGGGAGGUGUACUUGGACAGCACCCUCUGGAAGAACAGAGAGCUAGAAGGGAGGUCCUGCCACAUGUCAGGAAUGAACGUUCUACAGAAGGCUACGAGAGAAAGGACACCAGGGCUCUUCAGUUUAAUUGACACUAUGUGGCCCCCAGUGAUACCUCUGACCAAGCCUUCCUAUGGCCAGCCCAGUGAAGAGACAAAGACUCAUCUGCCUCCUCCUAUCUUCUGUUAUGUCUUCUCUGCACAUCCAAAUCUGGGACAAAUCGAUGCAAUUGAAAGAGACCCUAUGUCUAAGCUUUACCAGCCUCCAGUUAUCCACUGCUUACGGGAAAUCCUCCAGACUGAUGAGCACGGUACGCGCUGCAGCUUCUAUGCCAGAGUCAUUUAUCAAAGACCACAGCUAAAGAAUCUUUUGGCACAAAAGGGACUCUGGCUGCUGGUUACUGACGUCACCCUCCAAGCACAGGAUGAAAAGGACUGCUGUCUUCCAAAAACCCUGCCUAUCUAUGUAGCCCCCUCAUGUGUGCUGGGCCCGGAAGUUCUGGAAGGACUUGCCAUGCCUGUGCCUCAUAGCAUACUCUUCAGGGAUGCUCUCCGAGACAAGGGACAGAUUCUCUGUGUUGAGCGGACGGUCCUCCUGCCCCAGACACCCCUCCCGGGGGUAACUGCUGGUUCCUGUGACUUCCCUGACCCGGUGACACUAGAUGAGCUGAGCUCCCUCACACCUGUCAACUCCAUCUGCAGCGUGCAAGGUGCUGUGGUGGAUGUAGAUGAGAGCACUGCUUUCUCGUGGCCUGUGUGUAACCAGUGUGGCAAUGGAAGACUGGAGCAAAAGCCAGAAGAUGGAGGCUCCUUCUCCUGUGGGGACUGUUCCCGACUGGUUGUGUCACCUCUUCAAAGGAGGCAACUGCAUGUCUUUCUGCAUUGCCCCACAAGACCUGAGAGCACCGUGAAGAUCAAGCUGUUGGAGAGAAGUAUUUCCUCACUGCUGACGUCCGCUGCCUCCCGUGAUGGGAGUUACGAAGUGGAGAAUGUGCUUGGGAAGGAGAUGGGGCCUUUACCCUGCUUGGUGGAGUCCAUCACUACACAGCAGACCAGCUGCUGCGUCACACUGGAGGAGAUCGAGCUGCUGAGUGCAGCAGGAGCCACCCACCCGCCCUCCUGACAUCCCUGCACUUUGCAUGAGGGCGGGAGCAUAACUUGGGGAGGCCAGUUAACUCCAGAGGGUUUUUUAUAGUUUAACUUUAGCUGGUUCUCCCUCCUCCCCCUCUUCCUCCCUCCCUCCCU
Messenger RNA from Acomys russatus (golden spiny mouse), 2972 nucleotides. It is a transcript of the gene Spidr, whose product is annotated as scaffold protein involved in DNA repair. Gene Ontology annotation, cellular component: nucleoplasm; nuclear chromosome. Gene Ontology annotation, biological process: double-strand break repair via homologous recombination; regulation of establishment of protein localization to chromosome. The record is from RefSeq and is a predicted model, not a curated record. Bases 55 to 2850 code for a protein of 931 amino acids. NCBI's taxonomy places the organism in Eukaryota, Metazoa, Chordata, Mammalia, Rodentia, Muridae. The transcript is spliced from 20 exons.